AGCAAGAUCCUUAGCAGGUGAGAUGUGUGUCUUUCUCAAGGCUUGGACAGGGAGAAAGAGAUUUACAUUGUUACAUGACUAAUGAAAGGUUUUGUCUCUAAUGAGGUUUGUUGAAACAAUCCUUCAUGUAUGUUUUUAUUGCAAAUGUUCUAUUGACUUAUAAGUACAACUAUCUACUUUCAGCAUUUACCUAGACUGAAUUAAUUUGCCCAAUCUCUACUUUUUUGGCAAUGUGCAGGUUUUGUUCUGAAAAUGUGAAUACCCCAAUGCACCUAGUAUAAUGUGUAGCCUUCCACUGAAUUACAUAUGAUGUGUUUUUGAAGCAGAUUGAGCUUCUCUCGUAAUAUCUCUAUCCCCCAUUAAAUUCGUAAAUAUUUGCAAGCAGCACAUCAUUAUGGAGACAGACCAAGAGGCUUGCAAGGCAGCUGUGAGUUGUCCAGCUCCAAGCCAAGGAGCCGUCAAGACUGGCUGGCUGUCCUCCAACAAGAGAGGUAAGGGACUGUGUCCAUUCUAAGUAUCAUGGGUCCCAUCUACCACCGCUGAAAUUAAUCUAGUUUCUAGUUUCUUCUAGAAAGUAAUUUACCAGAGUAAAUAGAUGUUACGUUUUUUUCUGAAAUGUAUUUUUCCAGUUAGCAUGCAUAGUAUUAUUGAAUAUUACGUAAUACUACUUGAAUGCUUUACAAACAAGUAGGGUAUUUACAAGAGGCUGAUAGAUGGCUCUUUAGAUUAAUAAACGGAUAAAUUACUGGUCUUUGAGGGUCCCUUUCCGGGACACAGAGUUAAGAUUAGUCCUGAACUAAGUGGAGAUUCUAAACUGUGUCCGGCAAACUGGCCCUGAAUGUUUUAAAAUCAACAUAGAUCUCGUUAGGUGUUUCUGAAUACAGAAAAAGUUGUUUAGGCAAACACACAUGACUAGGAGAAUCUUAGCCAAAAUGUAAACCUAAAUGUUGCAUUUACUACAUUGUUUGUUAUUCAUAAACCUCAAAAAUAUGUUAAAAAUUAACCAAUAAGAGCAAAGUUAUUUUUAUAGAACUGUAUAACUUUUGAUGAGUUAGACUUUUGUGCUGCCAUAAAAAGCAAAUUGGAUCAUUCUCACAAAUAAACGCUUAAAAAAUGUGUACUAGACAGUUCUAUGCAACCAAUGUUUUUAAGAAUCCUCAAGACUUAGUAGAAUAUGGUACAAUAUUUUCAACAUUGUAACCAGACCCUCCAUUGUCUACUAGUAAGCAUCAUCAAAUGGAUGCAGUAACAGGGCUUGCAAGUGUUAUAUAAUUUCAUUAAAGCUGUUGUUGCAACCUGGACUCAGGGGUAGACGUAACAUAGUAAACAAAAAUCUGGGAGAUGCGAAUUAGUAUUAUAUGUUAUGUUUGGUAUGGUAUGUAUUAAUUUGUGGAUGUCCAUCAUCCAUUUUGUAUUUUAAGUUACAAAUUACAAAUCGUAUGAUAUGUUAUGAAUUGCAAUUUGUACAAUAUGUUACAAAUUUGCAAUUCGUACAAUAUGUUAUGAAUUCCAAUUUGUUGUGGCUAAUGUUAGCUAGGUGGCUAGGUGGCUAACGCUAAUGUUAGCUAGGUGGCUAACGUUAGGUAGGCUAGGGUUUAGGGGUUAAGGUUAGGUUUAAGUUUAGGGUUAAGGUUAUGGUUAGGAGUUAGGUUAAAAGGUUACAUUUAGGGAAGGGUUAGCUAAAAUGCUAUGUAGUUUCAAAGUAGCUAAAAAGUAGUAAGUAGUUGCAAAGUUGCUAAUUGGCUAAAAUGCUGAAGUUGUCUGUGAUGAGAUUCGAACACACAACCUUUGGGUUGCAGCAACCCAGUUGCUAGACUUUCGAGUUAUACGUCCACCCAUCCACCCUGACCAACCACCCUACUUUCAUUUUUGCCUUAAGUAACAUUCUGCUUAUGUAACCAUACUAAACGUAACAUAUCACACUCAUUUGAGUGUCCCAGUCUAGUCUAUGAGACCAGGCUCGUUAAAAAUCCCACCUUUGUCACAAAUACACUCUCUCUCACACCCAUAAACAGGCAAUUGCCAUUCCAGGAAGCUUGACAAUAAAACAUUGACUACUAGGCUACUAGGAUAGUCAGGAGCUCUCUGUUGGAUGAGCCAAAUGCUGCCUCAGCAUCAGCAUAGACCUCUAUAGUACUCACUGUCUGUGGGCGCAAUCUGACUGACUCAUGUUGUGGUGAGUUAAAUUCACUGACCCUGUGGUAAAUUCCACUGUCUUCCCUGUUAUGCCUCAUUUCCUUCCUCAUGUUCUCAGGCCCCCCAGUGGCCAAGCCGCCAUCUGAUGGGACCUCUCGUUUCCAAGGGGACGGGGUUCGCUAUAAGGCCAAGCUGAUUGGCUUGGACUACGUCCCAGCGGCCCAGGGAGACAAGAUGUGUUUGGACUCCAUGAUGAAACUCAAGGUAGAGCCGCCUGUGGGAAAGAGUCCACUCUAAUACUUACUGUACAUUGCCAUUUCUUGAAAGUAAUGUUAUCUUACAUGUGUCAUCAAUCACUAGAAAUAGGAAGUUGUGUGGUCAGUCAGCGGCAGGGAUGAUAUGAGAAAACUAUGUCCUGUUCGUUUCCAAAAAUAUCUUCUCAUGUCAUCAUUUGGAAUGUAUCAUUCAUCAUGCGAGUAAGACGAAUACAGCAAGCUUGUGAUUAGUCAGAAACACAGUUUCAAUGUAGAAAAGACUGAUUGAAGCUGCAUGUGUGUUUUUAUUUUAUUUUAUUAGGAUAACCAUUAGCUGACGCCAAUAGCGACAGCUAGUCUUCCUGGGGUCUGACACAUAACGAAAAAGACAUCACAGACAAAAACACUUGACAAUUUACAUACAUUUUAAAACAUUCACAUAGACAUUAAAGACUAUAUAUAUAUAUAUAUAUAUAUAUAUAUAUAUAUAUAUAUAUAUAUAUAUAUAUAUAUAUAUAUAGUACCAGUCAAAAGUUUGGACACACCUACUCAUUCAAGGGUUUUUCUUUAUUUUUACAUUGUAGAAUAAUAGUGAAGACAUCAAAACUAUGAAAUAACACAUAUGGAAUCAUGUAGUAACCAAAAAAGUGUUAAACAAAUAUAUUUUAUAUUUGACAUUCUUCAAAUAGGCACCCUUUGCCUUGAUGACAGCUUUGCACACUCUUGGCAUUCUCUCAACCAGCUUCACCUGGAAUGCUUUUCCAACAGUCUUGAAGGAGUUCCCACAUAUGCUGAGCACUUCUUGGCUGCUUUUCCUUCACUCUGCCAUCCGAGUCAUCCCAAACCAUCUCAAUUGGGUUGAGGUCGGGGAUUGUGGAGGCCAGGUCAUCUGAUGCAGCACUCCAUCACUCUCCUUCUUGGUCAAAUAGCCCUUACACAGCCUGGAGGUGUGUUGUGUCAUUGUCCUGUUGAAAAACAAAUGAUAGUCCCACUAAGACCAAACCAGAUGGGAUGGCGUAUCGCUGAAGAAUGCUGUGGUAGCCAUGCUGGUUAAGUGUGCCUUGAAUUCUAAAUAACUCACAGACAGUGUCACCAGCAAAGCACCCCCACACCAUAACACCUCCUCCUCCAUGCUUUACAGUGGGAACUACACAUGCUGAGAUAAUCAGUUCACCCACACCGCGUCUCACAAAUCUCCAAUUUGGACUCCAGACCAAAGGACACAUUUCCACCGGUCUAAUGUCCAUUGCUCAUGUUUCUUGGCCCAAGCAGGUCACUUCUUAUUAUUGGUGUCCUUUAGUAGUGGUUUCUUUGCAGCAAUUCAACCAUGAAGGCCUGAUUCACACAGUCUACUCUGAACAGUUGAUGUUGAGAUGUGUCUGUUACUUGAACUCUGUGAAGCAUUUACUUGGGCUGCAAUUUCUGAGGCUGGUAACUCUAAUAAACUUAUCCUCUGCAGCAGAGGUAAUCAUAGUGCUUGAUGGUUUUUGUGACUGCACUUAAAGAAACUUUCAAAGUUCUGGACAUUUUCCGUAUUGACUGACCUUCAUGUAUUAAAGUAAUGAUGGACUGUUGUUUCUCUUUGCUUAUUUGAGCUGUUCUUGCCCUAAUAUGGACUGGGUCUUUUACCAAAUAGGGCUAUCUUCACAACUGAUUGGCUCAAAUGCGUUAAGAAGGAAAUAAAUUCCACAAAUUAACUUUUAAGAAGGCACACCUGUUCAUUGAAAUGCAUUCCAGGUGACUACCUCAUGAAGAUGGUUGAGAGAAUGCCAAGAGUGUGCAAUCCUGUCAUCAAGACAAAGGGUGGCUAUUUGAAGAAUCUCAAAUAUAAAAUAUAUUUUGAUUUGUUUAACACUUUUUUGGUUACUACAUGAUUCCAUAUGUGUUAUUUCAUAUUUUUUAUGUCUUCACUAUUAUUCUACAAUGUAAAAAAUUUUAAAAAUAAAGACAAAUAAAGAAAAACCCUUGAAUCAGUAGGUGUGUCCAAACUUUGGACUGGUAGUGUAUAUAAAUACAACUAUAGGCACACAAAUUUACAUUCACAUUUUUCUAAAUUGUGUGUGUGUUUGUGUUUGCGUGUGCGUGUGAACACAGGGCCAGGAGGUGGCAGGCAGGAUCCAGGGACGACACAAGCAAAGGGUGUGGCUGAAGGUGUCCAUUACUGGUGUGAAAAUCUUAGAUGAGAGGACUGGGGUAAGUCAGUGCUGCUACUGCAAGACUCCACACACUCUAGGAUCUAGGCUGCCAUGAGUAGUUUAAUGCUUUAAUGGUUCAACUCUUAGGUCUUCAUCAGAUCAGUCCUAAUCUUGCAGCAUAUAUUCGUAAAUCUGGCAUCAGCAUCUGAGAUUUAGGUCGGACCUAAUGAGGCAUUGAUUGCAGGGCGCGAGGUCUUCAUCCAGCCUGCUUUCUGAUUUAAAUGUGGCCCGUGUUGUAAAACAUUAUGAUUUUCAAUUUUUAAAUACGACCCCAGACCUCACUCGAACGUCUAAAACCUGAUGGAAAGUAUGUAGAAAUUAUAAUGGAUAUAUAUUUUGAAAAUCAUUAAAAUCCCAAUGUGGCCCUCGAGAUGUUGCCCUUCCCUGUUCUCUAGGUGCUGACACUCGCACACACUCCCAGUUUUCCCUAAACAUUGGCAUAGCUGCCUGGGAGGCCCACAGAAGAUAGGAUGGGAACUAUCCCAUCUGCUGAGGGCCAGCCAGGCCAGAUGUAUACUAUCCAGGUAAACUGAGAGGAUGCAGGGGGACUAAACUAAGGACUUUAAUGUCUCUCUUAGGCAAGAUAACAUGAAGCAGGACAUAAUCAUAUCCUAUCAGAUUGAAUUAUGAGGAAUGGGAUUGAGUUCUGGGAAAGUUUUUAUUUUUAAAGAUGAUGGACCUAAUCCAGGUACGUUUGGGUAUGUAAUGCUGUAGGUAAUGCUGUGGGCACAUUGAUAUUAUAGAUAAUAUUAAGAACCAUUUCAGAGAAAUUGCUUCUUUUUCAAUUGUAUUAUUUAUUAUAUAUAAUGAAAAAUGACCAUGAGAGAAACUAGUCUUCUGCUAUUUUGAGGUAUAUCAAUAAUAAUGUUUGAAAAUUACAGAUAUCCCAAAUUCCUGACCUUCAAAUGGCUACCUUGUCCUUUUCUCUUGAAUUGACUAGUACACUCUUGGGAUGACAGAAGGCCAUUUUAGCACACUAGCCUUUGCCUUCUUUACACUGCUAUAACCUGUCACAAUCGUCAUACAUAGAGGAGGACCAAGGCGCAGCGUUGAAGGCGAACAUAUUUAUUUAAUAAAUGAUCACACGAUCAAAACAACAAAACGAUGACGUGACAGUCAAUGGUAAUACACAAACCAAAUACGAACAAGAAACCACAAUGAAUGAGUACCAAACGGCUACCUAAGUAUGACUCCCAAUCAGAGACAACGAGCUACAGCCGUCUCUGAUUGGGAGCCACCCUGGCCAACAUAGAUCUACAAAACCAGAAAGUGAAACCUAGAACACACAUAGACUAUACACACCCUGGCUCAACAUAUUAGAGUCCCCAGAGCCAGGGCGUGACAGUACCCCCCCCUAAAGGCGCGGACUCCGACCGCGCCCACCAAACACCACAGGGGAGGGACCGGGUGGGCACUCCGCUUAGGCGGCGGAUCCGGCUCCGGGCCUUAUUCCCCGCUCCCUCUCCAACCCCCCAAAGUACCCCUGGUCCGGUCUGGCCCCGCUGGCCGGAGCUGGACUGCACACUGGUGGAGCGGAUUGCUCUAGCUCCGGCGUGAAGCAUCUGACCGGUGCCGGACCAGCCACCGGUGGAACAGGCACGGGCCGUGCCGGACUGACGACGCACACCACUGGCUUGGUGCGGGGAGCAGGAGCGGGCCGAGCCGGGCUGUCGAAGCACACCACUGACUUGGUGCGGGGAGCAGGAACGGGCCGAGCCGGGCUGACGAAGCGCACCACUGACUUGGUGCGGGGAGCAGGAACGGGCCGAGCCGGGCUGACGAAGCGCACCACUGACUUGGGGCGGGGAGCAGGAACGGGCCGAGCCAGGCUGACGAAGCGCACCACUGACUUGGGGCGGGGAGCAGGAACGGGCCGAGCCGGGCUGACGAAGCGCACCACUGACUUGGUGCGGGGAGCAGGAACGGGCCGAGCCGGGCUGACGAAGCGCACCACUGACUUGGUGCGGGGAGCAGGAACAGGCCGGACCGUACUGGGGACACACACCACUGGUCCUACGCAGGGAUCUGGAAUGGGCCGGACCGGACUGGUAACACACCCCAGUACCUCUCGCCGUGCCUCUACACCUUCCACCCCCUCUUCGACCAGUGGCCCCCGUAACCUGGCGGCCUCCUCUGCCAAUCUGCUGGGCCGCUCUGCCGCGGUCUCCUGCUGGCCCGUCGUCCACGGCGUUAGCCCCCCCCUAAAAAUGUCCUGGGCGUCUCUCCUACCCGUGGACCAGGUCUCCAUGUCCCUCGCCAGCCUUUCGCCCUUCUGCCACAAUGUCAAGCCCUUCUCUUCCUCACUCGGCUUGACCCAGUCGAGGAGGCUAAGGAGAUCUGCUAGAGAUCUCCCUGGCGAUGGCUCCUGGACACGCUGCUUGUUCAAAUCUUGGUGGUUUCUUCUGUCACGAUCGUCAUACAUAGAGGAGGACCAAGGCGCAGCGUUGAAGGCAAACAUAUUUAUUUAAUAAAUGAUCACACGAUCAAAACAACAAAACGAUGACGUGACAGUCAAUGGUAAUACACAAACCAAAUACGAACAAGAAACCACAAUGAAUGAGUGCCAAACGGCUACCUAAGUAUGACUCCCAAUCAGAGACAACGAGUACAGCCGUCUCUGAUUGGGAGCCACCCUGGCCAACAUAGAUCUACAAAACCAGAAAGUGAAACCUAGAACACACAUAGACUAUACACACCCUGGCUCAACAUAUUAGAGUCCCCAGAGCCAGGGCGUGACAUAACCACUUUCACCAAGAGAUGCUCUCUAGUUGCAGACCACAUGAUGUUUAUAUCGCUGACUGUCUGGUUGCUAUAUCCAUUCCACCGUCAUCCUGUUGUGUUCACGAUAUAGGUUGUGGAGUAUAACCACGAGAGAGGGAAGAUAAACUCCCUGACAAAGGAUGAGUCCGACCCUAGAGCCCUCUCCUACAUCUACGAUCACGAAGGCACCUACACCCUGUUCUACAUCAAGAUGGCUAAUUUGGUAAGGGGUUUUGAUCUGAUCAAAAGAUCCAGACAUUAUUCAUAAUCACAGCAAAUACAUGUCUUGUUAGUAAUUAUAUAAAUUAUGACUAUGUAUUUGGGACAAUACACCAUAAUUCUGUCCGGAAUUCAAUCAUUUGCGGGAUUUUUAGAAGUGUGUUUAAUUUGUACAGCAGUGCAAUGAUUGAAUUGUUAGCUAAAAUCCAACAGUAUAUCAAAUCAAAAGUGUAACUGACGUUUGGAUGCUUAUGGAACAGGCUGACCCUGUCCUUGAUGAUAUCAAAGAAGUCUGCCAAAGCCCAGUAACACAAGAGGACCAAGUCAUAAAAGUCAAUAAACCAGUAGAGGUGAGGAUAAAGUACACUUACUGUUGUCCAAAGGUUUGUAUAGGCAAUUCUUCUGCUAACUAUUUUAGGGAUGUCCUGGUAUACAUACAUACAGUUGAAGUCGGAAGUAUACAUACACCUUAGCCAAACACAUUUAAACUCAGUUUUUCACAAUUCCUGACAUUUAAUCCUAGUAAAAAUUCCCUGUCUUAUGUCAGUUAGUAUCACCACUUUAUUUUAAGAAUGUGAAAUGUCAGAAUAAUAGUAGAGAUAAUUAUUUAUUUCAGCUCUUAUUUCUUUCAUCACAUUCCCAGUGGGUCAGAAGUUUACAUACACUCAAUUAGUAUUUGGUAGCAUUGCCUUUAAAUUGUUUAACUUGGGUCAAACUUUUCGGGUAGCCUUCCACAAGCUUCCCACAAUAAGUUGGGUGAAUUUUGGCCCAUUCCUCUUGACAGAGCUGGUGUAACUGAGUCAGGUUUGUAGGCCUCCUUGCUCGCACACGCUUUUUCAGUUCUGCCCACAAAUGUUCUAUAGGAUUGAGGUCAGGGCUUUGUGAUGGCCACUCCAAUACCUUGACUUUGUUGUCCUAAAGCCAUUUUGUCACAACUUUGGAAGUAUGUUUGGGGUCAUUGUCCAUUUGGAAGACCCAUUUGCAACCAAGCUUUAACUUCCUGACUGAUGUCUUGAGAUGUUGCUUCAAUAUAUCCACAUAAUUUUCCUUCCUCAUGAUGCCAUCUAUUUUGUGAAGUGCACCAGUCCCUCCUGUAGCAAAGCACCCCCACAGCAUGAUGCUGCCACCCCCGUGCUUCACGGUUGGGAUGGUGUUCUUCGGCUUGCAAGCAACCCCCUUUUUCCUCCAAACAUAACAAUGGUUAUUAUGGCCAAACAGUUCUAUUUUUGUUUCAUCAGACCGGAGGACAUUUCUCCAAAAAGUACGAUCUUUGUCCCCAUGUGCAGUUGCAAACCGUAGUCUGGCUUUUUUAUGGCAGUUUUGGAGCAGUGGCUUCUUCCUUGCUGAGCGGCCUUUCAGGUUAUGUCGAUAUAGGACUCGUUUUACUGUGGAUAAAGAUACUUUUGUACCUGUUUCCUCCAGCAUCUUCACAAGGUCCUUUGCUGUUGUUCUGGGAUUUAGUUGCACUUUUCGCACCAAACUACGUUCAUCUCUAUGAGACAGAACACAUCUCCUUCCUGAGCGGUAUGACGGCAUCGUGGUCCCAUGGUGUUUAUACUUGCGUACUAUUGUUUGUACAGAUGAACGUGGUACCUUCAGGCGUUUGGAAAUUGCUCCCAAGGAUGAACCAGACUUGUGGAGAUCUACAAUUUAUUUUCUGAGGUCUUGGCUGAUUUCUUUUGAUUUUCCCAUGAUGUCAAGCAAAGAGGCACUGAUUUUGAAGGCAGGCCUUGAAAUACAUCCACAGGUACACCUCCAAUUGACUCAAAUGAUGUCAGUUAGCCUAUCAGAAGCUUCAAAGCCAUGACAUCAUUUUCUCGAAUUUUCCAAGCUGUUUAAAGGCACCGUCAACUUAGUGUAUGUAAACUUCUGACCCACUGGAAUUGUGAUACAGUGAACUAUAAGUGAAAUAAUCUGUCUGUAAACAAUUGUUGGAAAAAUUACUUGUGUCAUGCACAAAGUAGAUGUCCUAACCGACUUGUUAACAACUAUAGGUUGUUAACAAGAAAUUUGUGUAGGGGUUGAAAAACGAGUUUUAAUGACUCCAACCUAAGUGUAUGUAAACUUGCGACUUCAACUGUAUGUAGUCUCUAUAAUGGCCAGGGUGCCUUUUGAUAACAAUCCCUUGCUUCUCAAUUAUUAUUUGUCUCUAGAAUGCUGCCGCCUUACUGCUUCUUGAUGAGAUUAUAGCUUCUCCAAAGGUAAGGAGAGCGAGUAACUACAGGAGGCCUCUUCCUAAUAUGGAACAAACCAAUGUUGUAGUUUUUGCAUGGUAAAACCAAGUUAGAUCGAUUGAGAAAGAAUAUUCUUGCAUACUCAAAUAUUCUAGCUACUGUACAUCAUCUCAACUGCCAACAUGAGAUAUAAAAUGAGAUCGUCUUUGGACAUAAUGUUAACUUCUCAUUUGAAGGGCCUGGAUGAUAUGGAAAUGUUCAAUUCCAUGCCUAGCUCUCCGUCAGGGCAACCAAAGCAGGUAAUGGACACAUUUGAUGGUCUCUCAUCAACUUUAACAAUGUAUAUGCUUUUAUAUGGUAGGCCUAGGCAAACCCACCAGUCAUUGACUUUCAGCAGGUGGCAGACUUGUUCUUUGUGAACUUUACAUUGAGCAGCGAUGACAUAAUCCUGUCUACUUGUUGUGGUUUGUUCCCACAGAUCUCAUCCAGGGACGAGCUGAUGGACAUCUUCUCUUUCACCAGUCAAAACUCUGACAUGAAUCAACCAGGUGAGUUAUUACCCAGCAAACAUAUCGUGGUUCCCUAUUCUUUCUCAGAAUGUUAACGCUUUAAAAAGAUACAAGUGGUAAGCUAAAAAAGGUUUCCAAAUAUGUUCCCAUUACAUCACUAAUAUGUCACCUUUGACAUAUAGAAAAUGCAAUGAAGGGGCAAAUCUGACAAAUAUCCUAUUUUUUAAAAUAACUUUCAUGGGAUAUUCUAAUGGUAACAUUUGCUGCCUGAGGGCCAUGUUGGGACUAACCUGGUCUCAGAACAUUUCGUAUUAUUCUGUUCGUAAAUCCGAGAUAUACAUUUAGUAUAAUAUGUUAUGUUUCGUAUGGUAUGUAUUAAUUUGUUAAUGUCCAUCAACAAUUUCAUAUGAUAUGUUAAGAACAAGCAAAACGUACAAUAUGUUACAAAUUAGAAAAACUUACUAUAUGUGACCCAUUUGCAAAACAUAUGAUAUGUUACGAAUUCUAACUAGGUGCUAGGUUGCCAAUUUAGCUAGCUGGCUAACGUUAGCUAGGCUAAGGGUUAGGGUUAGGGGAAGGGUUAGCUAAAAGGGUUAAGGUUAGGGUUAGGGGAAGGGUUAGCUAAAAGGAUUAGGGUUAGGGUAGCUAACAUGCUAAGCAGUGGUGGAAAAAGUACCCAAUUGUCAUACUUGAGUAAAAGUAAAGAUACCUUAAUAGAAAAUGACUCAAGUAAAAGUGAAAGUCACCCAGUAAAAUAGUACUUGAGUAAAAGUCUAAAAGUAUUUGGUUUUAAAUAUACUUAAGUAUCAAAAGUAAAUGUCAUUGCUAAAAUAUACUUAAGUAUCAAAAGUAAAAGUAUAAAUAAUUUAAAAUUCCUUAUAUUAAGCAAACCAGACAGCACUAUUUUCUUGUUUUUUAAAUUAAUGGAUAGCCAGGGGCACACUCCAACACUCAGACAUAAUUUACAAAUGAAGCAUGUGUGUUUAGUGAGUCCGCCAAAUCAGAGGCAGUAGGGAUGACCAGAUGUUCUAUUGAUAAGUGCGUGAAUUUGACCAUUUUCCUGUCCUGCUAAGCAUUCAAAAUGUAACGAAUACUUUUGGGUGUCAGGGAAAAUGUAUGGAGUAAAAAGUAUAUCAUUUUCUUUAGGAAUGUAGUGAAGUAAAAGUAAAAGUAGUCAAAAAUAUAAAUAGUAAAGUACAGAUACCAAAAAAAAACACUUAAGUAGUACUUUAAAGUAUUUUUAUUUAAGUACUUUACAUCGCUGAUGCUAAGUAGUUGCAAAGUAGCUAAAAAGUAGUAAGUAGUUGAAAAGUUGCUAAUUAGCUAAAAUGCUAAAGUUGUCCGUGAUGAGAUUCGAACUCACAACCUUUGAGUUACUAGAUGUUCGCCCACCCAUCCACUCCGACCAACCAUCCUACUUUCGUUUUUGUCUUAUGUAACCAUCUGUCUUCUGUAAUAAUACCAAACGUAACAUAUAAUACUAAUUUUAGUGUCCCGGAUUUACAUUUACUAUUUUAUGUCUAUUCUAUGAGACCAGGCUGUGGGACUACACUGCAACAUUACCUAUAUUCAAGGAAUGUUGACUGUUUGCUGGGUAGUAACAUUGGAAUAAUAAAAGUCUUAUAUCAUUGGCAUUGUAACAUGGCCUCAUUUCAACCCUUGACUCAUUAAGAAUUGAGGAAGAAUUUGAGACAUAAAUAUCCAUCCAGACCACCGCCAUUAAACAACCUGCUUCUCUGACAUACAUGUUUUAAGCUUUGUCCACAUUGUAAGCGGACAAUAAUUCCAUUCUUGUUCAUAUGCCCAGCGCAAUAAUAGACUCCAAUCCUAUUUUUUUAACCGGAAAAUGUAGUGUGGACAUAGCUAGCAUCACAAGGAGAAUGCUUUGCCACUUUUAAUAUACCUUCUGAUUUCUUCAAGGAUCUCCACAGUCUCUGUCAGUUCCUCAGAUAGUUCCCACCUUCCCUGGUCAGCCGGUCGCUGUUGCACCAUUCAUCUCACCUGUUUCAAUACCUUGGGGCCAGCAAGGGCCCCUCCCAACUCUCUCGCCCAGUUCAAAUAGAACCUGGGGGGCUCCGGCCCCCUGGCUUUCCAAGCCCAGCAUGACCGGAUGGGUUCCGGGGCCGGGUGGCAUGAUGCCCUAUGGAGGCCCCCAGCUGCAGGGGUAUGGAGUGAACCCACAGCCAGGGGUUAUGUGGGGUCAGAACACAAUGAGCUUUCCCACCUCUGCCCCAAACUACACGCCCUACAGGGCAGAGGGACUUCAGCAGCAGCCCGGCUCUCCCACCACCAACAACAAACCAGCCCAGGGAUGAACUGGCUUAGAGAGGCACUGAAAUGUCCCUGUUGUCUUCAUGUCUGUAUGCUUAGCAUUGUCAGGGCCGGAUUACAGAACGGGCAUGCAGGGCACGACCUUGGGG
This is a messenger RNA of Coregonus sp. 'balchen', 12667 nucleotides long. The record is from the annotation of a GenBank genome assembly. NCBI's taxonomy places the organism in Eukaryota, Metazoa, Chordata, Actinopteri, Salmoniformes, Salmonidae.